Molecule: messenger RNA, 969 nt
Organism: Triticum turgidum subsp. durum (durum wheat)
Lineage: Eukaryota; Viridiplantae; Streptophyta; Magnoliopsida; Poales; Poaceae
Source: the annotation of a GenBank genome assembly
AUGGAUCCCUUCCACCACCUCAACACCGCCUUCUCCAACCCUUACCACCCGCUCCUCUCCUCCUCCCCGCCCCACCCCUACCACCCUCCGCCCCCUCUCCCGCCUCCGCCCGCCGCCGCCCCCGCCGACCCGCCCGAGCGGGAGCGCCUGCCGCAGUGGUCGCACGCCGAGACCGCCGCCUUCCUCGCCAUCCGCGCCGACCUCGACCACUCCUUCCUCUCCACCAAGCGCAACAAGGCCCUCUGGGAGGCCGUCUCCGCGCGCCUCAACGCGCAGGGCGGCUUCGCGCGCACCCCCGACCAGUGCAAGUCCAAGUGGAAGAACCUCGUCACCAGGUUCAAGGGCACGGCCAGCGAUGCGCAGCCGGAGGGCGGAGACCAUCACGCCGGCGCGGCGGCGAGGGGCAGCUUCCCGUUCCACGACGAGAUGAGGAGGAUCUUCGACGCCAGGGUCGAGAGGGCGCGCGCAUUGGAGGCCAAGAAGGUCAAGGGGAAGGAAGCCGCCGCGCGGCGCGAUCCGGACGACGAUGGCGGCGGAGAGGGCGACGAGGGCGAGGACGACGAGGAGGAGGCGGAGAUGUUCGACGAGGAGGAGGGCAGGGCCGAUGCGGAGACGAGGGGCGCGGGGAGGAAGCGCAGGAGGAAGGCGGCGCCGGCGAGGACCGCAUCAGCGGGAGGAGGAGUCGAGAUUGGCGAGGUCGAGGCGGUGCUGCGGGAGUUCAUGCGGCGGCAGAUGGAGAUGGAGGAGCGGUGGAUGGAGGCCGCGGAGGCUCGCGACGCCGAGCGCCGGGCGCGCGAGGAGGAGUGGCGCGCCGCCAUGGUCGCGCUCGGCGAGGAACGGCUCGCGCUCGUGCGCCGCUGGCGGGAGCGCGAGGACGCGUGGAGGGCGCGCGCUGAAGAGCGAGAGGAGCGCCGGCACCAGCUCGUCGCCGCCCUGCUUGCCAAGCUCGGCGGCGACACGUCGUCCUGA